Molecule: messenger RNA, 2043 nt
Organism: Knipowitschia caucasica
Lineage: Eukaryota; Metazoa; Chordata; Actinopteri; Gobiiformes; Gobiidae
Source: the annotation of a GenBank genome assembly
AUGGGUCUGGUGGCCGUGCGUUUCGUGUUUAACGUGCCGGUGCGAUGCGGCGGGUCCGGCGGGUCCGGCCGGGGGUUGUCUCUCAUAGACGGAGAGGGACGCAGCGGCGUCUUGAGACGCAGCGGCGUCUUGAGACGCAGCGUGGGGCGCGGCGUAGCUUGGGACGCAGCGGCGGUGAGGCGCAACUGCGGCGGAGGUUGUGUGUCUGUGUGUGUUCAGGAGGUUGUGCGUCUGUGUGUGUGUUCAGGAGGUUGUGUGUCUGUGUGUGUUCAGGAGCUUGUGUGUCUGUGUGUGUCUUCAGGAGGGUGUGUGUCUUCAGGAGUAAGAGCCCCAGGCCGCGCCCUCCUGCCCACCCCCGGCUCCACAGCACAGUUUCGGGCCACGUUGUGGACCAGUCUGGAGAAACUCAUGGACCAGAUCUGUGCGGCCUGUCGACAGGUUCAGCAUCUGCAGAAGGUUCUGAUCAAGAAGAGAGACCCAGUCAGUCACGUCUGCUUCAUCGACGAGAUCAUCAAGGACGGCCAGCCUGACAUCCUCUGCACCUUCUGGACAGAUGUGACGAACACGCUGAGUCAGCAGUUCCACAGAGCCUCAGAGACCUCGUCGUUCCUGAAGCAGGCGUUUGAAGGAGAGUUCCCGAAGCUACUGAGGCUGUUCAACGACCUGUGGCGGCGCCUGCAGCAGUACAACGGCAGCCUGCAGGGGGCGGCGGCAAGCAGCACAGACCCCGGUCUGGACCUGAGCUCCGAUUCCGAGGGCCACGACCUCUUCACCUACGCAAAGCACGACUACAAUCCGGAGAGCGCUCUGAAGUCCUGUCUGGAGCCCUACGAGGCGGCCUACCUGUCCAAGUCUCUGUCGCGCCUGUUCGACCCUAUCAACCUGGUGUUCCCUGUGGGUGGGCACAGCCCGCCCUCCUCAGAGGAGCUGGACAGCAUCGUGCGCACCAUCAGCAGUGAGCUGAGCGUGGCGUCCGUAGACCCUCAACUCUCGCUGUCUAUGGCCAAGAACGCCGCCAAGACGGUGAAACUGUUCUGUGUCAAGUCUGAGCAACUGUUGUACACAGGUCCUCACAGCUCGCAGGUGAUUGGUUCUCUCACUGAGGGACAGAGGAGGAAUGUGGGGGUGGUCAACAGUCUGCACUGGCUUCACCAGGACAUGCUCAAGGUCUUGUCUGGUCUGGGCUCCGGUCCCGUGGCGGCUGUGGAGGCGCUGUCCUCUUCACUACAGGACGUGCAGCUGCUGAUGUCCAGCGCGGUCCAGCCUCUGCUCCAGUCUGUGAGCGACUCCAUCCACGCCAUCCUGCUCACUCUGCACCAGGAGGACUUCUCUGGGGGCCUGUCCAGUGCAGAGCGCCCUGACGUCCCCUGCUCCCUCUACAUGAAGGAGCUGCAGAGUUUCAUCUCUCGAGUCAUGUCCGAGUACUUCCAGAGUUACCAGUGUCAUGACUUCAUCUACCAUCGCACCGAGACCAUCGCACAGAGGACCAUCGAGCUCUUCAUCCGCCACGCCAGCCUCCUGCGCCCCCUGGGGGAGGGAGGCAAGAUGAGGCUGGCUGCAGACUUCGCCCAGAUGGAGAUGGCGGUGGCUCCUCUGUGCAGACGUGUGUCAGACCUGGGGCGGCCCUACAGGAUGCUCCGCUCCUUCAGGCCGCUGCUGUUCCAGGCCUCAGAGCUCCUGGUGUAUAACCCUGCAGUGGGUGAUUUGGUCCCCUACAGCACCGUGCUGCACCUACUGUUCUCCAGGGGCCCCCCAGAACUGAAGGGCCCUCACCAGAGAGCAGAGUGGUCCAUCACUCGUUACGUUCAGUGGCUCGAUGGACAUCCGGCGGAGAGAGACCGACUCGCACUGAUCCGAGCCAGUCUCGAGGCCUAUGUCCAGUCUGUGAGGGCGCGACAGGGGAAAGAGUUCACCCCCAUCUACCCCAUCAUGCUCCAGCUGCUGCAGAGGGCCAGCUCCGAGCCUCACCGGGACCCCACUCGGAACCUGGUCUCAUCUGCCUCCUCUCUCUUUGGUCCUGUGACUUCAGAAGACUUAUUUUGA